AUGGGUGGACCUCCAGUAGUUAUUGCCAAUAUUCCGCUGGGAAAAGGUACGCUCUACAGUUUCCAGGACAAGAAAAUCACUUCACAUUUUGGAGAUAUAGUAAUAGCCAACGGGAUCGCUUUCAACGUUCAACUGAAGAAAAUUUACUACAUCGAUUCAAGAACUGGAACGGUUGAUGAAUACGAUUUUGAUAUCGAGAAAGGAGUAUUAUCCAACGGUAAACCAAUCUUCACCGUGAGUAAAAAUGGGCUUGAAGGUAUGGUUUUUGAUGGAAUGACUAUCGAUACUGAUGGAAAUUUGUAUAUAGCAGUAUGGGGCUCCAGAGAUAUCAAAAUUGAUCCUAGGAGACCGGAAACUUUGCUGGACACAAUAGUUUUACCAGCUAAAAUUAUUUCAGCAUGUUUUGGAGGUGCCAAUUUGGACGAGUUAUUCGUAACUAGUGGCCAAGUGGGUAUUACACCUGGACCUGAUGACGGAGCUACGUUUUGUGUAACAGGACUGGAUGCUAAGGGGUUUGCUGGUGAUGCUGUGGUGUUGUAA
Messenger RNA from Leptinotarsa decemlineata (Colorado potato beetle), 540 nucleotides. RefSeq names its product regucalcin-like. The record is from RefSeq and is a predicted model, not a curated record. NCBI's taxonomy places the organism in Eukaryota, Metazoa, Arthropoda, Insecta, Coleoptera, Chrysomelidae.